UUGGCAACACUGUUUUAUUGUCAAAGUUGUAUUUGUAUUGGCCUUUAGGUUAUAAAAUUAUAAAUAAAGAACAAAAUGUUCAGAAAAAUUAGAUUUUCACAGUUAUCUUUAUACGCAAAUUAUUCGACAAGAUUAGAAAUCGAUGCCUGUUUACGUGAAAACUUCGAUAAACAGGAGUAUAAGCCCCGAAAACAUCCUGGCAGGUCACAGGUUAAAAUUGCUGUGAUACCAGCCGAUAUACAAAAGGCUAUCAAACUCAUUUUACAAGACUCAGAUGCUAAAUCGUACUACCAGGAGAGUGUGAAGUUGAAUAAUUAUAUACAUUCUCGUUUACUACCGCCAGAAGAUAGUCAAAUCCGAGCUAAAGCGUCAAAAAUCCACGCUGCUGUUUCGAAAAAGAUAUUCUCGAAAAUCGACAAAGAACUGACGCGGGAAGAGUUAGAAACUUGUAAUAAAAAAAUAGACACAACAGUGUUCAACGUUUUAAAGAAAAAUGUUUACCGUUGGGGCAAUAUAUCUUACGACAAAGCCACGUCCUUGCAAUACUUGAUGGCGAGGGCUCCUCCAGAAUACGCCAUUCUGGUGCGUGUGCUCGAUGAAAUUAGACGAAGGCUACCAGAUUAUAAACCUAGAAGCUUAUUUGAUUUUGGUUCUGGAGUGGGGACGGGCACAUGGGCUGUGAAUACGUACUGGAAAAACGACAUUUUUGAAUAUUUUACAGUUGACACUUCCACACAUAUGAAUGACUUAGCUCGGCUGAUCCUAUGUCAAGGCAGAGAUAAUGUAUCCAUGCCGUUCAAAUCCUAUUUCCAACGACAAUUCCUCCCCGCAUCAGCGGAUUUAAAAUACAACAUUGUGCUAUCUGCAUUUUCGCUAUUCGAAAUGCCCAGCAUGCAAAGUCGUUUGGAAACUAUACAAAAGUUAUGGAACAAAACGGAAGACUUCUUAGUUAUUGUCGAAACAGGUUCCAAUGCUGGAUUCCAUAUUGUUAACGAAGCUAGAGAAUUUAUACUGAACGGUAACGAUAAAGGUUAUGCAUUCGCACCGUGUCCUAACGACAAUGUAUGCCCACGAUAUUUGGAACAUGAAAGCCCGUGUAACUUCUUAAUGAAGUAUGAAACUUUAGGGUUUCCCUCAAAAAUAGAAAUAAUGGCAGAUUUGUUCUCGUAUGUAAUCUUAAGGAAAGGUGACCGUCCGUCCGAUGAUCCCCAAUGGCCGAGAAUAGUUCGAGCACCCAUAGUAAGGUCGGGACAUACAAUAUGCAAGCUAUGCACGGAUGGUGGUGAAUUGAAAGAAAUAAUUUUCUCCAAAGGGAAGCAUGAUCAAACUACAUACAGGUGUGCAAGAUCUUGCAACUGGGGAGAUACAUUGCCUAUUAAAUAAAAUUCAUAUGAAAAUA
Messenger RNA from Maniola jurtina (meadow brown), 1399 nucleotides. Its product is annotated as methyltransferase-like protein 17, mitochondrial. Gene Ontology annotation, molecular function: structural constituent of ribosome; methyltransferase activity. Gene Ontology annotation, biological process: translation. Bases 76 to 1383 code for a protein of 435 amino acids. Gene Ontology annotation, cellular component: mitochondrial small ribosomal subunit. The transcript has a single exon. The record is from RefSeq and is a predicted model, not a curated record. Lineage: Eukaryota; Metazoa; Arthropoda; Insecta; Lepidoptera; Nymphalidae.